AGUGGCUACAGGGCGGGGAAACCCUAACUGCGCCCCGUGAUUGGCCAAUGGCCUCUGAGCGGCGGGGCGGGCAGGGCCUCGCGGCAGUGCGGAGUCAGACGCCGAGAUGGCGGCGGUGGGGGUGGAUUCUCUGUGCGGGCUCUGCAGUGCCGCCGCGUCCCCCUACACGUGCCCGCGGUGCCACCGCCGCCUCUGCUCCCUGCGCUGCUACCGCGCGCACGGCCCCUGCGCCGAGGCCUUUUACCGCGAUCAGGUUCUCGAGGCGUUGCGCGCUGAGCGCAGUUGCCCCCCGAGCCCCGCGCUGCCCGGGCUGCGCGAACUACGCGAGCCCGGGGAUCCAGCGCGGCCUACGGGCCGCGGGCUGUGGGAACAGCUCAGCGAGGGGGAGCGCGACGGGUUCCGCCGGCUGGUGAGUUCCGGGGAGGCCGCGGCGCUGCUGCUGCGGUGGCGGCCGUGGUGGUGGCGCGGGCGAGGGCGAGUGGAGGAGCUCGGGGACGGCUCGGGGGUCGAUGAGGAGGGCGGCGAAGGUCGGCCCGGCCCCGCCCCGCCCGUCCCGACAUCGGUGCCCCCACUGAGCGCCCUCCGCGCCGCGCCCCCGUCCCCCUUGGUGCGAUUCCAGCUGCCGAACGCGCUGUUCGGUUACGCCUUCGCGCUGAGCCUCCACGGCGGGGACGAGACGCUGCUCCCCGAGCUCCCCGACGCCGCCAUCGCCGCCUCGGCCGCGCUCCGCGACCGCCGACCCUUCGCCAGCACAGCCGAGGCGCUUCUGAGCGCCCGGCGCGACGCUCGGGCCGCGGGGCUGCCCCUGAGCCCUCUCGGCGACAGUGGGGCGCUCCUGGCCGUGGCGCAGCUGCUGGAGGGUCGCGAUAGUCGCGACCCCGGCGCCGACGUGGCAGCGGCUUUGUGGCACCUGUGGCGGCUGCUGAGGGCAGGGGCGCGGGUGCUGCCGCCCCCCGAGCGGGGCCGCUUUCGAGGGGCCCGCAGGAAGGUCGGGUUCCUGCUGAGCUGGAGCCGGGGGGCCACCGAGGAGCUCGGCCAGCUCGCCCGGGAGGCGCGGGGGGUUCACGCCGAGGUGGCCGCAGAGGAGGUGGCAAUGGCCCAAGUCAGGGAGAGGCUGGAGAAAGUUUGGGGGGGCCCCCGACCGCCCCUCGGGAAGGAGCGGGUGGAGGAGGCGCCCUGGAUGGUCACAGAGGGGGCCCGGGUGGUCAUGGAGGGGGUUUUCGGGGGUCCCCGGCCUGCCCCAGGCGACGGUGCUGACAAGGGGGUGCAGGGUCGGCGGCUGAUCGAGGAGCUGGACUGAGAUGGGGAGAUCCGGAGGAAACACCCCUGGGAGAGAAUCCGCUGGCGAAGGGGCAGGACUGAUGAACGCCCAGAGAACCAGGUCCGGGAAAGCUGCUCAUUAAGGGAUAGGACUAAUGAACAUCCAACAAAACAGUGCCAGGAAUGACUCUCAUUAAACGAUGGGAUUGAGGAGAUCCUGGUGGAAGAGACCUGGCUCGUUAAGGGGUGGGACUAACCAACAUCCAACAAACUAGUCUGAGGAAUGACGCUCGUUAAGGAACGGCACUCAUUAAGGGAGGGGACUAACAAGACACCGAGGAAGUGGAUUCAUGAGAGAAGCAGCUCAUCAGCCGUCCAGACUAAGGAAGAUCGAAGGAACAAGGCCCAGAACUGCUCGUUAAGGGCCGGGACUAAAGAACAUGCCAAAAACCAGUCCUGGGGACGAUGCUCACCAAGGAGUGGGACUCAGCAAGGACAGGACUUAUGAGCAGUGAAACACCAUUAGGAGAGAUCCUGAAUUAAUUAAGGGUCUGGGCUAAUGAAGGGCUGGUGAAAGCCGCACAAUAACCAGAUCCCGAGGAAAAGGAAUGAGGAGCAAGCCUCCUUGUUAAUGACCCGGCUAAAGAACAUCCGGGAAUAAACCUGGACCCAAACAA
Messenger RNA from Corvus hawaiiensis (hawaiian crow), 1937 nucleotides. It is a transcript of the gene ZNHIT2, whose product is annotated as zinc finger HIT-type containing 2. Lineage: Eukaryota; Metazoa; Chordata; Aves; Passeriformes; Corvidae. The record is from RefSeq and is a predicted model, not a curated record. The transcript has a single exon. Bases 107 to 1300 code for a protein of 397 amino acids.